Messenger RNA from Mugil cephalus (flathead mullet), 821 nucleotides. RefSeq names its product THO complex 7 (gene thoc7). The coding region runs from base 79 to 717 and encodes 212 amino acids. The transcript is spliced from 8 exons. NCBI's taxonomy places the organism in Eukaryota, Metazoa, Chordata, Actinopteri, Mugiliformes, Mugilidae. The record is from RefSeq and is a predicted model, not a curated record. Gene Ontology annotation, biological process: mRNA export from nucleus; mRNA processing. Gene Ontology annotation, cellular component: THO complex part of transcription export complex.
GCUGCAGCCAAUCACUGCCGACCGUCUUUGGGGGCGGGGCCAAGCGUUUUGUUCACUUCCUGAUUAUCAAUAAAGUUUAUGUUGAUGGUUCCGCGCAGUACAAACAUGGGUGCUGUUACAGAUGAUGAAGUUAUACGGAAACGUCUUCUUAUCGACGGCGACGGGGCUGGAGAUGACCGAAAAAUUAAUGUGCUCCUGAAGAGUUUCAUCAAAUGGUGCAACUCGCCCGGGACUCCGGAGGAGGGGUUUACGCAGUAUCAAAGGAUGUUGGGCACACUGGCUCAGUGUGAAUUUUCCAUGGGGAAAACGUUGAUGGUUUACGACAUGAAUCUUCGAGAAAUGGAGAAUUAUGAAAAAAUCUACACUAACAUAGAACAAAACAUCACGUCGGCACAUGAGAAAAUAGCAGAAUGUAAAAAAGAAAUUCAGAGGGCAAAGAGGAUACGAAAGAAUCGCCAAGAGUACGAUGCUCUAGCCAAGGUUAUCCAGCAACACCCUGACCGCCAUGAAACACUAAAGCAGUUGGAAGCUCUUGACAAAGAACUCCAGCAGCUCUCUCACAUCAAGGAGAAUGUGGAUGCAAAGUUGGAGCUGAGAAAGAAGCAGUUCCACGUGUUGCUCAGUACUAUACAGGAACUACAACAGACCCUUGAGAAUGACGAGAAAUCCGACAAUGACGAUGCCAAUCAGGAGAGCCCCGCAGAGAAUGGAGAAUGAACACAAAGAAGGCUGGAAUAGAUGUAGUGAACCGGUUUUAAAGUAGUUUAGUUGUCUAAGAAUACCUUUUAUAUGUAUUUUUGAAUAAAGCUGAAUAGUCUGCA